AUGGCUCAAAUACCCGUGCAGACGAUCCCUAGGGAUCCCCAAUUAUUCUAUUGGAUCCUGUUCCCCAUCACCGUUGUCAUGGUCUUGACUGGUGUCCUCCGUCACUAUGCCUCCGUCUUAAUGGCCACUGUACCGAAGAGGUUCGAUGCAAAGUCAUUGAAGGAGCAGCGUGCCAUGGUUCACGGCGUUGCAACGCGAAGCAACUUCCAUGUGCUGUCCGCCCCGUCCUUCCGCGUGCGCCGCGACUACUUGACCAACGCCUACGAGUCUGGAGCAUUUCUGAAGGACCCUGAACGUCGUGGCCAACCUCCCGCGAACCCCAUGACGGAUCCCAACGCUAUGGACGGUAUGAUGGGCAUGAUGAAGAACAACAUGGCUAUGAUGAUUCCAAACACCCUGAUUAUGAGCUGGAUCAACGCCUUUUUCAGUGGCUUUGUGAUCAUCAAGCUGCCUUUCCCGAUUACUAUCAAGUUCAAGAGCAUGCUGCAAGCUGGCGUCAUGACGAAGGAGAUGGAUCCCAGGUGGAUGUCUAGUAUCAGCUGGUAUUUCCUGUGCAUCUUUGGCUUACAGAGCGUAUUCAACUUUAUUCUUGGUAGUGAAAAUGCUGCGAAUCAGAUGGCCCAGCAGAUGGGCGCCAUGGGUCCUCAGGCUGGCCCUCAGAUGUUCGGCCCGGGAGUUGAUCCCGACAAGCAGUUCAAGACGGAGGCUGAGAAUCUGGCAGUCGUUGAGCAUUAUUCGGUACUUGAUGAUGUAGAGGAUCGAUUGCUCGAGGGUAUCAAGUCUAAAUAG
Molecule: messenger RNA, 789 nt
Organism: Xylaria bambusicola
Lineage: Eukaryota; Fungi; Ascomycota; Sordariomycetes; Xylariales; Xylariaceae
Exons: 4
Coding region: 1-789 (262 amino acids)
Biological process (GO): protein folding in endoplasmic reticulum
Cellular component (GO): membrane; EMC complex
Source: RefSeq, a predicted model, not a curated record